UGAUUCAAAUACAUACUGUAAUUCAAUGAAACGUAGUAGUCUCAACCGCAAAAUAAACUAGGCUGCAGCAAACGGAAUUUGUCGAGAUCUGUGUGUUGCUUUCAAAAGUUGCUGUUACGAAUUGCUGUGUCGGGACCCGGUUUGGCCCAAGAGGAAAGGUGAUAUUUUUGUAUAUAUUUUUUCCGCUCCCUUUUUAGGCGUGGGAAAAUUAUUUCAAUUUCCAUCCGCACUAUAGUAAUAGUACAGUAAAGAGCGUAAGGCCUGUGAGGAUCGCUCAUGUAAUCUAAACGGCAUUUGGAACGGAGUGGUGAAAACUUUUAGAACGCAGCAAGGAUCACUUUCAUUGUUGUCGACAUUCUUCCGGGCAUGAAGGACCAAAUUCGUCUGGGUUAAGGGGCGAAUCGGAUGGGAAUUUUACCAUGAAAACAUUUUGGAAGGUAAAUAAGCGACCAACUUCGAGAGAAACCAAGCUUCAUUUGAGAUAACUUAAUGAAAAGAAAACCAAAAAAAGGAAUCUUCAGAACGAUUAGACCAAUCUUGUCAAAACAUUGGUCGAAUUAGUAACUUUGUGCAGUGUUAUUUCACAUGGAAACAAAUUAACAAUAGGUAGCCAGUGCUAAUACUUUCCCGGUAGUCUAUUGACAAAGACGGAUGCAGGCAGCGGCAGGCGAUGCCCAUGAUACAGUGUGUUCGCAAUUAAUGUUUCUCCUAAAGAUAUUGAGAGGUUAACUUUUAUUUUCUAGUAACAGUUCACCAUACUCAGAGUUAUCAAUGUAUCAUUGGCAAUACGUUGUUUAAUGCACGCCCCCGUAAUGGUUCUGAAGAAGAACGUUUACAGUCAUCUCUGAUGUCUUCUGUCUGGAACAAUUGUUUUACAUCAAUAUUUGAAAAAACGAAAUACACCAAAGAAUUGAAGUCUACACUGAACCCAUAUGUUCUUAUUUUAAUGGAUUAAACGAAUUUGAAUCGUUGUGGAACGCCCUUGGACGGACAUUGAAAGCCAAGACGAAGCCAUUCUCCAAAAUACAGUUUGUCAUUUUGAUGAAAAUGCUAACGUUAGUUGGAUAAAAUCCGUGUGGAAAAAACAACGGAAGCCCAAUGAGCGAGACACAGUCAACACUCACUGACAGGGUUCCCAAAAAAGCAACCAGGACCCUUAGCAUUCUCAGCAAGGACCACCCCCCAGACAAAAAACCCAAGAGUGACAAAAACACAGUCCCACCUCUGCAGGAGUUUGACCCUACUGGGCUUGUCCAGCGUUGUGUGAUCAUUCAGAAAGAUGAGAACGGCUUUGGGCUGACGGUGAGCGGAGACAACCCUGUAUUUGUGCAGCUGGUCAAAGAUGAUGGCUCUGCCAUGCGAGCGGGAGUCCAGACGGGUGAUAGGAUCAUCAAGGUUAACGGGAGCUUAGUAACACAUUCAAACCAUGUAGAAGUCGUAAAGUUAAUCAAAUCGGGCUCCUAUGUGGCCCUCACAGUGCUGGGGAGGCCCCCGGGACUGGCCCAAGUCCCCCUGUCAGAAGGUGAGGGUGGAGACCCAGGGGUCCUGUCGUCGUCCCUCUCCUCACCCAACUCUCCGGGAACAAUGGGGGGAACAGGGGAGCGCUGCUCCACCUCCACCAGUCCCCAGGACCACAUCAUCUCCCCGCUGCCCCUCUGGGAGGAGAAUAACGCUGUACACAGCCAGAAGGUGGACAUCUUAAAGAAGAAGCUGUCCAAGCAGCAGCAGGACUUACAGGCUAUGAAGGAGGAGUACAGCAGGAACCCCACAGCGAAACUACUGAAGGACAUCCAGGAGGCCAAGAAACACAUUCCUAUGCUACGUGGCCAACUCAGAAAGGCCACAGGCACACCUCAGGAUGGCUCCCUCUCCCCCUGGGACGGUGAGGGGGGGGGCAUUGGUGCGGCUGAUCGAGAGCAGACCCCCUCCUCGCAGGUAGAGAGUGGCAGCAAUGGAACCUGGACCAAUAUCACUGUGUCUCCCAGUCCCCUCCCUGAGAGUCCGUGCCAUAACCCAAAGACCACCCCCCGAGACAGCCUCAACUCCUGCCCCUCGCCUGACGCCGAGGACAUGCCGGACUUGAACUGUAACUUCCAGUGUAGUGUGGGCAGCCCCUUGACCUGUCUCAACCCCCAGAUCAUCGGAGCAGAGGACGACUACUUUGACACCGAGCAGGAACAGAUCAAUGGUCAGUGUUGUUGUUUCCAGAGUAUAGAGCUGCUUAAGUCUCGGCCCGCUCACCUGGCCGCCUUCCUCCAUCAUGUGGUCUCUCAGUUUGACCCUGCACCUCUGCUGUGCUACCUUUACGCCGACCUGUACAAGCAGACCAACUCCAAAGAGACCAGACGGAUCUUCAUGGAUUUCUAUACUUUCUUUAUGGACCGAGCAGCGAAUCUGAAAGUAGCUGUGCCUGAGUCUAUUGCCUCUGAACUAGAUCGGCGGAGACCUGAGCUGAUCCCAGAGGAGCUACACAGACAGUACACACAGCUGCUACAGGACACACUGCUACCAGACAUCCAGGGGAACCUAGAGGACUUCAGGCAAAAGCGCAGCAUGGGUCUGACCUUGGCAGAGGGGGAGCUGUCUAAACUGGACACAGAGAGGGUGAGAGACCACGUGGCGCUGGAUAGAGAACGCUCCUGUGCCGAACACAUCAUCUCCAAGAUAGAGGACGUCUUGCUGACGUCACAGCCCACAGAAGAGGAGAAGUGCACUACUAUGCAGUAUGUUAUCCUCACAUAUAUGAAACACCUGGGAGUUAAAGUGAAGGAACCUCGUAGCCUAGAGCCCAAACGAGUCCGCAUCAACUUUCUACCCAAGAUCAAGAAGAGCAUCAAAACUGAGAAAGAGGGGGAGGAUAAGGUGAAGAAGCCUCGUUUUCCCAGCAUCCUCGGCCCUCCUCGUCGGCCCAGCCGUGUGGACUCCACUUCAAUCGGCAAGGCCAUAGAGAUGAACAAACAGCGGGGCCCUCAGAAGCAGCUCUCCCAGCCCAUCUUAAGCAUCCCAGAUCUCCCAGAAUCCUUGGCCUGCGGCAGCCAAUCAAGGGAUCCAGGCUCGGAUGUGGCAACCGACCCCUCGGCCUUCAUCGCAUCACCCCCACACAGUGCCCCAACCAGCCAGGGCUCCGACCCCAUGAGACGCGAUUCUGACUCGGGUCUCACUCCCUCCUCCGCCCUGCCCAGACUGAGCUCUGACUGGCUCCACUCGGGCGACACCCAGAACAGGAUGGCCCACCCAACCAGCACCCACUUUGACUUCAGCCCCUGCACCCUGGACCAAUUGCAGGAGGAGGAGCGUGAGAGUGACGGAGUUCAAGAGGGAAGCACACCCAAACCAGCCCGGAGGAUGCAGGGUUUAGGCUGUCCAGAUGUGCCGAAUGAGGACGACCUGGGGAAUGAGAUCGAGUGCAAGCAGGACUCUCCCAACUGGCAGACGCUAGUCAGCCGAGAGGUCCUGGCGGGCCUGACGCCACAGGAGAUCAAGAGACAGGAAGUCAUCAACGAGCUGUUCUACACAGAGCGAGCCCACCUGAGGAUGUUGAAGGUUCUGGAUAACGUGUUCUACCAGAAACUAACCCGAGACAGCAUCCUGCCUCCUGGAGACAUUAAACACAUCUUUACUAACCUAGAGGAGAUUGUCCAGCUACAUGUGUCGAUAACAGAACAGGUGACAGUCAUUCGGAAGAAGAACGAGACGUCAGUGAUAGACCUGAUAGGAGACGAUCUACUAGCUUGGUUCAGUGAUGGCGAGGAGGAGAAGAUCAAGCGGGCGGUGGGCACCUUCUGCAGUAACCAGCCCUUCGCCCUGGAACUCAUCAAGACCCGGCAGAAGAAGGACCAGCGCUUCACCUCCUUUAUGCAGGAGGCUGAGAGCAACCGUCUGUGUCGCAGACUGCAGCUGAAGGAUAUCAUUCCAGUGGAGAUGCAGAGGCUGACCAAGUAUCCACUGCUGCUGGAGAGCAUAGCCAAGUACACAGAGGAUGCAGCGGAGAGGGACAAGGUGAAGAGGGCCGGGGAGUGCUGCAGGAAAAUCCUCAACUAUGUCAACCAGACAGUGAAAGAGGCAGAGAACAAACAGAGGCUAGAGGACUACCAAAGACGCCUGGACCUGUCCUCACUCAAACAGAGUGAGAACCCAAUGAUCUCAGAGUUCAAGAGCCUGGACCUGACCAAGAGGAAGAUGGUGCAUGAGGGACCUCUCUCCUGGAAGGUCAACAAAGACAAGACAAUCGAGCUGUACACGCUGCUCCUGGACGACAUCCUGGUGCUGCUGCAGAAGCAGGACGAGCGGUUGGUCCUCAAGUGCCACAGCAAGAACCUGGCGGGCACCGCCGACACCAAGCACAUCUUUAGCCCCAUCAUCAAGCUCAACACUGUGCUGGUACGCUCGGUGGCCACCGACAACAAGUCCUUCUUCGUGCUGUCUAUGUCAGACAACGGAGCCCAGAUCUACGAGCUAAUGGCCCAGACCGUGUCCGAGCAAAGAACGUGGCAGUGUCUGAUAACGCAGAUGGCAGACACCAUGAAGACGAAACCGCACAACAUCAUACCUUUACCUCAGACCGAUGCUGAGCGAGACGCAGUGGAGGUGAUCAGCACAGGGAUACCCAAACUGAGCAAAGACCCAGACCGCCUUUCUACGGGAAGUAUCCAGUUCGCAGAAAAAUAUGUCACUUCCUCGCCUGGUCUGCAACCCACGCCCACAUCGAUCAACCCAUUUGACAGCAUCAAAUCAGAUGACAAGGAAGAAGAGUCGCCGCUACUGCUAGACAGAAGAGAAGAGGAGGAGGAGGAAGUGGAGGAGGUAGACGAGGAGGAAGUUGAAGCGUGUCUGGUUGGAGAGCUGGCAGACAGACUGCCCUUACUCCAGGAGAGGUCAUGCCAAGGCAUUGCCAUCGAUGACCAGGAGCCCCAUGAUGCCUUCGUCAUGCCCCCCUCCAGAGCCGAGGAGGCCCUAAGAACCUUGGCAGCCCUGAGGCAGGUCCUUCUCAACCACAUGACAAGCAGAGAGGAGGGCAGCGACAAGAACAAUGAGAAUAGGAAGGAGAAGGAGCAGAGAAAGGGCUUGGCCCAUGGCGCCCGCCUGCUGAGGACGACGUCAAUGAGGGGCCCAGAGGACAGCAACAGCAGUACAUCGGGCCCUAGGAGCGCAGCAGCAUCCUCUCCUGGCUCCUCGGAGAACGGCACGGCGGGGAGGGAGGAGGGUGCCCCAGGAUCCUCAGAACUCCCGCCUGGGGACACAGGCUUCUUCGAGACAUCUGAGGACUAUGGCAGUUACAUUGUCCGGGGGGGCUCGGGGGAGAGCAGCACAGACGAUGACGGUCAGGCGAGUGGCAAGGGUGGAGGCAGGGCCCAGUGGGGCUCGGACAUCGACCUGAAGAAGCUGCUCUCCUCAUCCUCGCAGACAGGGGAUGCUGGCCCCAACCUCAGCCGUCAGGUCAUGACCCACAUCCGCCUGCUGCAGGCCAACCUGCAGCACUUGAAGAAAGUGGAAACCAAGUAUAAUGAACUGCGCCAAAGGCUGAGUGAAACCGCUACUGACACAGAGGAGAACAAAGAUGAGAGUUAGUGGUGACAGAGCCCCUAAUCCUCCACCACAAGAGAACAAAAUAGUGACAUUGACAGGAAGGGGGACACCUGGUCAACGUUCCCUGUCCUCUUGAUGCCCCCACAUCACCCCCUCCAAUCCAACCCCCUCCAAUGCUGCUUUUCCCAAAGUGGAGACUGAGACACCCCACAGGCACACACGGAAAUCAGGGAAGAACGCCACAACUCUCCACAGUCUUCUCACAAGGACCAUUGGACUAUAACCCCCUCAACCACCAGAUCUUUUUCCUCCUGUGGAUAAGAGUGUCAUCUUCCCAUUGCUCGCAUGCAUUGGGCCUUCGGAACUCAUCACUUUCAAUUUAUCCAGCAGGGUCCAGAAACACACUGUACGUGAUGCUAUAGUCCAACUUAAAGCAUCCCCGUGUGGUGGCUAAUGCUUUCGGCCUAGAGGAUCAUGGACCAUAGCAAAGGCACACCAAAGUGAGAAGUGUGCAGAAGAUCGAUCAAAUUCCGCUAGAACAAAACAUUUUAAGUUUAGAGAAUGGUCAUUGAGAUUUUAAAUCAGUGGUUUCUACUAAACUUCAAAACAUAAUAGUACGUUAAGUUAGCCCACCAUCAUGCCUAUAAUGACAUUCUGAAGUGAUUCUUUAAUCACCCAGGGGUGAAUCCUAACUUUAACUUAGUAAAAUGUUCCCUUCGGUAUGUAUAGAUGUGGAAGACUAUUGGAAGUGGAAGUUAGGGUUAUCCCCUUAAGAGGUCCUCAAGUAAUUGGGAUCUCAAGAAAAACAAGCAGUUCUCCAAAAAAAGGAAAAUGUUGUGCAUCUCAAGAAAUCGGACUAGUUCGGUCUGCUAGAUAGGUCUACUUUGCCAACCCAGUGAAAUACUGUUAGUAGUUAGUAAGAUACAUUUUUCGUAAUCUUUCAGUGUGGCUGUAUCUCCUCUGGCUGGCAUUAGUAGCACUUUGGAAGCAUGUGUGAUAUAGUAAAAUAUGAGAGGACAGUCCGUCGUUACUGUUAUUGACUUUCCCCUGAAGUGAUGUGGUAUUCAUCCAUCCCUAAUUGACAGUGAACCUCUUAGAUCGGGGGAACCCCCCCCCAGCUAUGUGCCCAGUAGCUGUACAUCCAAACUCUGUGUCCUUUGGCUCCAAGCUACUGAGGAGCUCUUCACUCACAAAUGUAGCUUCUGGGGUGAGAGCACAGGCCUCUGUGAUUUCAUGGUUGGAUUGAGAAAGUACUGGCACAACAAAUACUGUAUAUUAAUUUCACUCCAAUGUUAGCUCAGCUGGAAGAAUGUUUAAAUAUGAAGUUGUGGCUUGGAUUCUUGGAUGGAAACAAAGAAGUGAACAACAACAAAACAAGAGACUUCUAUGGACUAUUUUAAAUGUAAAAGAAAUACAAUUAUGUACAAUAAUGACAAACACUGCAUCUCUUAAAGUAAGAGAAAUCUUCAUAUUUCCUUGGUUUUGUUGUUAUUUUCCUUCUGCUUUCUACAUCAUACAAUCAUGUAUUAUUUUAACAGAAACUACUAAAACAUUUUAAAAAAUAAGACUUUUUUCCUCAAAUAUUAAUGUAAUUUGUAUUUUUAUUAUUUUUGUCUAGACUUUAUUAUAUUAUUAUGAGCACUAUUAUUAAUAUGGUCUCUGGCUCUGAAAACGUAAAUAGUUCUUUUUAGAUGAGCGAUUUAAAUUUGACUGAUCUAUUGUUUAAAAUGAAGGGAAAGAUUACAAAAUGUCUUCAUUUUGUUUCAGUUCAUCUUGCUGGGUAGAGGGAGGGAAAUAUGAGUUUGAAAUAUGAUUAAAGAAGCUGGCUGGAAACACAGAUGAUGGAGUAUUAUUCUCUGAGCUUGGAUGUGAAAAUACUGCAGCAUAUUUUGUUUCUUGUUUCGCAUAUUUAUCUUUCAUUUUAUUCGCAAUGCAAUGAGACCACACAUAUUUCCCAACUACUUGUUAAAGAUACUUAAAAGGGAAGUUCAGUAUUGCACAACUUAGGCCAGGAUUCAAUUUGAUCGCGCUUUGUCAGCUAUACAGCUUUAAAAGGCAAUGUUCCCGUGUUCACGGAGAACGCAUUCACAGUAAACGCUGACAAAGCAUGAUCGGAUUGAGUCCUGGCCUUAAUGUUAUGUGAUUCCUCACCCUGAAAGUAUUUUACACAGACUAUUUUUCAAGGUAUGCCAGGGUUCUUUCAUAUCUGAUCCCAAAAUUAUCCCAACAUUUUUUGUUGUGAAUUAACAGCACAAGUGUGUAUUAGAAAGAGGAGUCAGCCACUUUGGAAUUUAUAUAUUUUGACCAAGUAAAUUCAAACUUCGUUGAGCUCCUUUUUUUUAGAAUACACCCAAACAGAGUCUUGUAGUCCUACAUGUGUUGAUUGAUUGAUUGACAUGGAUUUUAUUGGGGGAAAAGAUGCGUUGAGUACAACCGAGUGAAAUUCACUUGUCUACAACAUGGUCCUGUAACGUCUGCUUCCAACUCACACUCUCAAACACGUAGAUCCCCUGAACGCAGCUCACUUUCCAGCUCACUCUCAAACACAUAGAUCCCUGGAACGCAGCUCCCUCUCCCUCUAUUUAGUUCAGUUCUUUGCAGCCCAUCAUUGUGAGGUAUUGUUUGUUUUGUGACACACUUCUAUUCGAAGCUCUGUUUUUCUGGUAAUUGAAUCCUCCCGUGUAUGAUAGUUUUUGCCUGCCUCACUAACAACUCCUUUUUGCCUAUUCCCUGCCUGUACUUUAGCCUAUCGUAUUUCCUGUUAUCAACCUAUUGCCUGAUCUCCCGGACGACGUUCCUAGCCUUUUCCCUGCCUGUACUGUUGCCUUUUUGGACCCCCUGUGUAUGACCGUCUUCCUGCCCCUGGACCCAGCUACCGGUCUCCCCCUGUAGUCCUUUACAAAUAAACACCUGCUGUGCCCUGCGCUUGAAAGCAGCUCUCUGCAGCUAUGUCUAGUCCGACAGGAGGAACGAAUCGAUGAAUUCCGACCUCCUUCGCCAGUCCAUUCCUGUGUCACCGAUAUCAGGUGCCACAGCCUCCUCUCGUUCAUCUCCCCCAUAUCCACGCCUAAUAAACACGACGGCUCCCCAGGGAAAUUUCUCAUGAAAUGUAUGUAACCUGUACAUAGACCAUCACCCCGUUGACUUCUUCAUCUCCCUACUCACAGGCAAAGCCCUGGAUUGGGUCACAGCCCUGCGGACUGCUCAGAGUUCUAAUCUGUCCUCUGAAUCACGUUCCCUCUUCAAGGAGGUGUUCGACCAUUCAGUUUCAGGUCGUCACACCGGGGACCUGUUAUGUGAGCUGCGACAGGGCCGUCGCUCCAGCACUGAGAAUGCCCUUGAGUUCCACUCCAUGGCUGCCGGCAGAGGAAGGAGUGAACCAGCUCUCCUUACAGUCUCCUUAGAGGGGUUGUAAUCGUAAAUUACAGACCAAACUGGCCUGCAAAGGAGAUUUAACGGACCUCAACCAAAACAUCCGGAUGUCCAUAUCCAUUGGCAACCUACUGGUGGACCACAGACCUAUACAGUCGCCCAUGGGCUGCGAGUCUUCCACGCCCUUCAUAGUCUAAUAGCCCCGAACCCAUUAUGGUCCCCCACGAAGGGGUGACCACGAAGGGGUGACCAUAACCCCACCACUUCGGGUAAGCACCUCUACGUUUUGAAUAUUACCAAAAGGCAGUUUGGUAUCCCAGCUCUUCUUCCUGCUAAUGGGGUCACUCUGUUUGUGGAGGGACUAGAGGGCUCUGGGGCGGCAGGUAAUUUCAUUGACGAACAAUUGGCACAACAGUUAAGAGUCAAACUAAUCCCUGUUAAUCCUCCCUUUAGGAUUAAUGCGCUGGACGGAUAACCUCUCGGAACUGGUCUUGUGACUCGCAUGACCGAAAGUAUCACCCUUCAGAUUAGCCUCCUUCACUCUGAGAUCAUUCAGUUAAUGGUGUUGUCUUAGCUUAAAGAACCCCUCAUCCUCAGUCACCCCUGGCUAAGCAUUCACGACCCUGCCAUCAAAAAGGAUGGCAGUCUCCAUCCCUGCAUAGAUUACCGACCCCUCAAUGACUUUCCCAUCAAGAAUCACUUCCCUCUUCCUCUGAUUUCGUCCGCACUAGAACAAGUUGGACAGGCUACCAUCUACUCCAAACUGGCCCUACAUAGUGCUUACAACCCAAUCUGUAUCCGAAGUGGGGAUGAGUGGAAGAUGGCGUUCAUCACUGCUAGGGGACACUAUGAACACCUCGUUAUGCCAUACGGUCUCACCAAUGCUCCUGCAGUCUUCCAGUCCUUCAUGAAUUAAGUUUUCCAGGACAUGAUCAACCAAUUCCUCAUCGUGUACAUUGACGAUAUCUUGAUCUACUCUCACUCCAUUGCAGAAUACGUACAGCAUGUGCAACACGUCCUCCAAUGGCUACAGGACCACCAUCUUUAUGUCAAGGCUGAGAAUAGCGCCUUUCACUUUAGUACGGUAACCUUCCUAGGUUUCGUGUUGACACCAGGAGGGGUCAACAUGGACGAAGUCAAAGUCACGGCUGUGCUCAACUGGCCCAAACCAACCACCGUAAAGGAACUACAACGUUUCCAAGGAUUUUGUCGUAGGAGUGGAUAGGGACACCUCCCAAAUUACACCGAUGUGGCUUCUUUUCCAAGAAACUGCCACCCAUCUGAGAGGAACUAUGAUGUCGGGAACCGAGAGCUCCUUGCCAUUAAGCUGGCUAUCGAAGAGUGCCGCCACUGGUUAGAGGAGCUCAUCACCCAUUCCUUAUCCUUACCAACCACCGAAAUUUGGAGUACUUAAGAAGUGCUAAGAGGCUCAACCCCAGACAGGCUCGCUGGGCACUCUUCAUCACCCGAUUCAGUCAACUUCACCGUCAUCUGCCUGGCAAUAAAAAUGUGAAGAAUGAUUCAUUAUCCCAUCUAUUUGACUCCCCUUCCUCUAACCCAGCUCCCGAGCCCAUCCUGCCUCCGUCUUCUGUCGUCAGCCGUCCAAGAGGCCCUACGCCACGAUCCAGCACCCCCCGACAGCCCUGCAGGCAAGACCUACGUUCUGGCGUCCAUCAGACUCCAACUAAUGCAGUGGUGCCAUACCUCGCUGAGUUCUGGCCAUCCCGGGAUCACCCGGACCACGGAGCUACUGACACUCAGUUCUGGUGGUCAUCCCUAACAGCAACUGUCCGAGAUUACUCUCUUUCCUGUCACGUCUGUGCAUGGAUAAAGAGCCCUCAUCAACUACCUACCGGUAAGCUGAAGCCUUUGCCUACACCACGUAGACCAUGGUCCCACAUCACUAUGGAUUUUCUCACUGAUCUGCCAGACUUUUCGGGCUUCACUACUAUUUUAGUUGUAGUGGACUGGUUCUCCAAGAUGUGCCGACUCAUCCCCCUUCCGCAUCUACCUAAUGCCAUGGAAAUGUCCGCGUGCAUGUUCCAACAGGUGUUUCUUCUGUAUGGGAUCCCGGAAGACAUUGUUUCGGAUCGGGGUCUCCAGGGUAUGGCGAGCCUUCUGGGACCGACUGGUGUCUCCAUCAGCCUAUCCUCCGGAUACCAUUCCCAAACUAAUGGGAAGAUGGAACGCCUGAAUCACGAAAUAGGGAAUUACCUUUGCCAACACUGCACACACCAACCACACCACUGGAGUCGCUAUCUAGCCUGGAACGAAUACUCACAGAUUUCCCUGGUGCAUUACUCUCUCCAUCUCCUUUUCAGUGUGUCCUCAGAUACCACCCCUGCCGCCGAUGAGUGGUUUGAGUGAGCCAGCACAUCGACACCUACAUCAAGCUUCCCUCUCCCAGAAACGGAUUUCUGACCGGCGUCGCCGACUUACUCCACUCUUCCACCCUGGUGUGUGGCUCUCUACCCGGAGCAUCCGGCUUCAUGACCCCUGCAAAAGUUCAGUCCCCGGUUCAUUGUUUCCUUCAAAAUAACACACCGCUUCAAUCCUGUCAUCUACCAUCUCCAGUUGCCUCGCCAUUACCGGAUCUCCUCAUCCUUCUAUGUGUCCCUUCUCAAGCCUGUGAGGUACCGCCCUCUCCAUCCUCCAGUGGCGCACCUCGGUGCACCUCCUCCGUUUGAUGUCGGCGGUGCACUGGCCUAUUCUGUCCAAGCCCUCCUUGACUCCAAGAGCCUUGGGUGGUCGCAUCCACUACCUGGUGGAUUGGGAGGGGUACAGACCUGAAGAACGUUCCUGGGUCCCCGCCCAGGACAUCCUCGACCCUGCCAUGAUUCUGGCUUUCCACUUUAACCGUCCUGACCACCCAGCUCCACGUCCCCGGGGGAGGCCCCCUGCUCAGCUUCCUAGGCCAUGAAGAGCCACCCGUGAGGGGGAAGGGGUACUGUAACGUCUGCUUCCAACUCACUCUCAAGCAUGUAGAUCCCCUGAACGCAGCUCACUUUCUAGCCUACUUUCCAGCUCACACUCUCAAACACAUAGAUCUCCUAAACACAGCUCACUCCCCAGAUCCCAUUCACCUGUUCACACACCUGUAUGUCAUUGUCACGCACUAUUUAGUUCAGUUCUUUGCAGCCCAUCAUUGUGAGGUAUUUUUUGUUUUGUGACACACUUCUUUUCAAAGAUCUAUUUUUCCCAUAAUUGAAUCCUCUGAUGUAUUAUAGUUUCUGCCUGCCUCACUAACGACGCCUUUUUACUUAUUUCCUGCUUGUACUUUGGCCUAUAGGAUUUCCUGUUAUCAACCUAUUGCCUGAUCUCCCAGACGACGUUACUGUUGCCUUCUUGGACCCCCUGUGUAUGACCUUCUGCCUGCCCCUGGACCCAGCUACCUGCCUCCUCCUGUGGUCUUUUACAAAUAAACACCUGCUGUGUUCUGUGCUUGAAACCAGCA
Molecule: messenger RNA, 12352 nt
Organism: Oncorhynchus gorbuscha (pink salmon)
Lineage: Eukaryota; Metazoa; Chordata; Actinopteri; Salmoniformes; Salmonidae
Product: rho guanine nucleotide exchange factor 12-like
Exons: 40
Coding region: 1099-5568 (1489 amino acids)
Biological process (GO): G protein-coupled receptor signaling pathway
Cellular component (GO): cytoplasm
Molecular function (GO): guanyl-nucleotide exchange factor activity; G protein-coupled receptor binding
Source: RefSeq, a predicted model, not a curated record